Messenger RNA from Closterium sp. Yama58-4, 2475 nucleotides. The record is from the annotation of a GenBank genome assembly. NCBI's taxonomy places the organism in Eukaryota, Viridiplantae, Streptophyta, Zygnematophyceae, Desmidiales, Closteriaceae.
AUGGAGGGGGGCCAGCUAGCAGAGCAGGGACAGGUAGCAGGUAAUGCUGCUGCUUCUGCUUCCCUUGUUAUGGCACCUGAUGGUUCACCUGCAGGUUCCAUGACUGCUGCAUCUGUCACUGCUGUAAGGGUUGUGGCUGGUUCUGCUCGUGCUGUCAGAGGGGCAGCUGACCUGGCGCGCUGUGAUUCGCUCUCCGACGAUGACGGUGCAUUCGAUUCGCCACGAUCUGACUCGUUCCUAUCCCUCUGCUCGGACAAUGACUGGGGCACGCCUGGUUCGGCGUUUGCCACGCCUGGUCCGGGCUUUGCCACACCUUGUUCGGCAUUUGCCACGCCCAUGCUAGCAGCAUCCACCCCUUUGUUCACAGCAGGCACCACUCCCGUUAUAGCAGGCUCUACUCCCACGUAUAGAGACAGAGCGCCCACCGUUGCUGCUAUUGCAGCUCGGCUCGCCAGGCUAUCUUCUUCUCCACAUGCUGAUGCAACGGCAGGUGCUGAUGUAGCCACGAUUGCAGAGGGGUCGCCCAUGGUUAUGGUAGCUGCGGCUGUUGGUACAGAUGGGAGGCACAUGGCAGCAGCAGGUGGUUCAGGGGCCACAGGAGGGCUUGCCACCUGUAGCACCAGCUACAGUGUCGGUCGUGGCAGCAACAGAAGCGAUGUGGAUGAGAGGAGUGGUGUGACGUGGCAUGCAGAGGCCCCAUGGGCUACAGAUGAGAGGUACAUGGCAACAGCAGGUGGUGGUUCAGGGGUUACAGGAGGGCUUGCUACAUGUAGCACCAGCAGCAGCGGUAUCAUGAGCAAUGGCUAUGGCAGCAGCAGAAGCGAAGUGGUUGGGAGGAAUGGUGUGGUGAGGCAUGGAGAGGCUGCAUGCGAACCACCUGAACAAUCACCUGAAGUGGCACCUGAAGGGGCAGUGUGCCUUACAGCAUGUGAGCACCACCCUUUAGAAAUUGGAUCUAGCAUACAGGCAUCCUCAUCCUCAAGAGCAGGACGAGCAGCAGUAGCAGCAGCAGCAGCAGCAGCAGCAGCACCAUCACCACCAUCACCAGCAACAGCAGCAGCAGCAGGGGCUGACCUGAACAGCACUACAGCCCCAGCUCGUUGCUUGGAAGGCCGAAUGUGUACACAAGACGAUGCCGUAGGAAGAAGCGUUGGCACGGAGCAGUUAACAGAAGGAGCUGAGCUGAUCUCCUCCGAUGCUUCUGACUUCGAGCCGUCGCUGCUGGCAGUGCUGGCAGAGUCCCGAGGGAUGGGGCAUGCCUCUGCAUUCGCUGAUGUGGUGGGAUUCUUUGAAGACGGGGUAUGUGAUGAGGAGGAGGAAGAGGAUGGUGAGGAUGAUGGAAGGACAGGAGAAAGGGGCUACGAAGGUAGGUGGGGUGCUGUUUUAGAUGAUUUGGGAAGGAGUGCGCAAUGGAAGGGCGAGGAGGGUGUGGAGAGAGAGGGAGUGGGGAGAGGGGGAGAGGAAAGGAAUGGAUCCACCUCUGGUGAGGUAGAUCCUACGGCAGCAGAGGGCGUGAGUUCAGAGGCUGAUGGGGAUGGAGGCGCAGAAGCCGCGUCUUUCACCCGAAAUGCCGCGUCUGAAAAGUUGCUCGUGGAUGCAUUGCCUUGCGUGUCUCCAUCUGCAGCAGCUGAAAGAUUGUUGGCAGGCCACGUUGCAACUGAACCAGCAGCAGUGGAAUCAGCCUGUCUAUCUCCCGUGCUAGCCCCGUCAACUGCCCUUACUACAGCCAGCGCCACCAACGUUCCUUCUAUCAUUGCUCUGCAUUCGGGACGCGAAUCUGCAGCAGCUGCUGUAUCUCCCCCAGUAAAGUACCCUGCUGGGUGUUCAUCCCUUCCAUCCUCUCCUCCCCAUACAGUCACACCCCCCAUGCUCACAUGGAGCGAGCUCUCUCCAUCCCCAGGCAUGUCACGAGGAGAAUCUCUUGCUGCGCCUUCCAGUGGAUUGGGGUUGCCUGGUGAACGAUCUGGUGAGCGAUCUGGUGAGCGAUCUGGUGAGCGAUCUGGUGAACGAUCUGGUGAGCGAUCUGGUGAACGAUCUGGUGAGCGAUCUGGUGAACGAUCUGGUGAACGAUCUGGUGAACGAUCUGGUGAACGAUCUGGUGAACGAUCUGGUGAACGAUCUGGUGAACGAUCUGGUGAACGAUCUGGUGAACGAUCUGGUGAGCGAUCUGUGGAGGGUAGAAAGAUUGGGGGAGAAGCAGAGAGAAGGGGAGGGGGGAGGGGAGGAGAAAGGGGGAAGGACGGAAUUGAGAGAUGUCAAUCUGAGCAGGAGCUUGAGAGGAGGUGCAGAGACAAUAACAUGCAGGCUGGUGUUGACCGCUUCCAGAGGGGAAUCUUCUUCACAAGAGCUGCGAGCUCUGCUGCGGCUUCAGCUGCGAUUCGAGCGAGCCAUGACCCUACUAAUGAAUUGUCAGUCAGAGCUGCAGGCGAAAGAUCAGAGGAUUUCUUCGGUGGAAGCACAGGUGUCUGCUCUUAA